CCUAGUCGACGGACCAGAGAGACGCAACAAUAUCCAAUAUCUCCGAACUUGGUCGAGUGUUUUUCAGCUCGCAAUUGAUAAUAUGCCGUAGGUGGGGCCCAGCGGAUCGUGAGCAGCAGCAGCGCGAUGGCCUACAUCAACAUCGCCGAGUGGACGCCCGACCAGGUCACCGACUGGAUCAGAGGUCUGGAUGAGUCCAUGAAGGGGUAUUUGUACGAGUUCUCCAAGCAGGAGAUCGGCGGUCGGGCCCUGCUUAAUAUUCGACCCUACGAGCUGGAGAAUCUGGGCAUGCUGCGCAUUGGCCAUCAGGAGAUCGUGCUGGAGGCGGUGGAGAACCUGAGGAACUUUCACUAUCACCUGAAAAACGACAAUCUACAGUUCAUGGCUUUGCAUGUGGCCACUGCAGCGGGCAAUCUGCAUCGCGAGCUGGCCAGGAAUCAUGCGGAGAGCACCAAGAUCGAUACGCGGAUACUGCACGAUAUCACCCGAACGAUAGCUACGCUAAAACCGCUGGUGGGCAGCCUGGAACGAACGCCCUUUCGCAAACAGGAAAUGUACCGCGAAUACUGCGGCAAUGUGCUCAAAUGCGGCCUGGAGCUGGCCACCAUAGCGCAUCGCGAUAGGUUCGCCCUGCAGCCGGUGCCGGCGAUUCGUCAGUCGGCGGAGCGACUGGAAAAUCUGGCCAAUUUCGUCAUCCAGGACAUUUCCGAUCCCAUGGUCCUGCAGCCCGCCUCCUUGAACCUGGUGACGCUAAAGAAGCGCGAAUCCGAGCUGGGUUUCAACAUAGAAUCCAGCUAUAAUGGUAUUCACCGCGUCACGGACAUCAAGUACAAUUCACCUGCUCACAAUUCGGGAAAGAUCGAAGAUGGCGAUGAGAUUGUGCAGAUCAAUUAUCAAACUGUGGUGGGCUGGCAGCAUCGCACGGUGCUGGAGCAUCUGAGGGAAGCGCUGCCCGAUGUGGUGCUUACGGUGAAAAAGCGACCGAAGCAUACGAAGAUGUUUGGCCAGAUCUACAUGCAGCCUUACAGGUUGCCCAGCAAAAAGAGGAACAUGGCCAACCGCUGGGCAGAGCAGAUGCCGAGUCCCAGGACUGCUUUCCUCACUUUGGAUACCGAUCCAAUGGCAACGGGUGGAAUGGGAAGCGUACCGACGAAUCCCAGCAAAUCCCUAAGCAGCGAGAAGCGUGAGCUGACCAAGGUGACAAACCCAGUUUCCUCGGCUUCCGAUUCCGAUUCCAGCUGCAGUGAUAUUCCCACGCCCACGGAUCCCAAGCUGGCAGCCCGUGAGAUACGUUUGUACUACCCCAAACCAAGGGCUCUGCUGCAGCGGAGAAACACCAUUUGUGGGGAUGAGUUUCUGAGCCUGAAACACUCGGAUUUGGUGGUUCCCUCAUGGCACGAACGAAAGCCAGGCGUUGGCUCGCCCGCCAAUUGCGAUCCCAGCUCACCCAGCAUUCGCGACAAGUCGAUAUCCUUUGGUUAUGGCCUGGAAAUUGCCCCGCGACCCACCACUUGCAUUGGAAUCACCGGCGAUACGUCGACGGACAGGGGAAAGCGGAUGUUCCAUGAGGUGCGGAAGCUAAAACAACUGACGGAGGACUCGCAGCGCGAAUUCCUCGUGGAUCGCUACAAGCCCGGCGUCAGCAAAGUAGUAAGAUUCGAUGCCAAGGAGGAUUAUGUGAUGAAGAACGAAAAGUUCAUCUGCAAUGUGGAGAACACCAUACUGGAGACCUUCGAGCCGAUUCCCUUUGCGGACGAGGGCGACGAGGAUGCGCUGGAAACGCUGCGCAACUGCAAGACGGAGAAUGCGGAGGAACUCCUAGAGGCCAUUAAUCAGGCCAGCAAAGGUCAGGAUUUGCCCCUGGCGGAGGCGGUUAAUAUGCCGCUCCUGAAUCGAAGGGGCCGCUUGGACAAGAGUCACAGUACUCCAGCCUAUGAUAAUUCAGGCGAGGAAUCGGAUACGCCGCCUGCAAUUGAGCCCAGAAAGGAGUUUCUGCUUGUCACGCCGCCGGCACCGCCACCGCGACCCAGGAAACCAAGGGAAAUGGUGCCGCCACCGCCACCGAAACCCGCUAGCAUGCAGCCAGCUUCUAGCACAACCAGCAUUUCCAUUCCCGUACCAUCGGCUGACUCCUCAGAGAUUAGUGAGCUGCACACGCCCAGCAAAUCGAGAACGCUGACCCUGAAAAAGAAGCACUCGCUAAUGGCCAAGCGGCGGAAUACGAACCUCAAGCUGCUGCCCACGGGAGACAUUCAGGGUCACCUAUACCGCCGCAAAAAGAACCAUCGCGGGGUGACCUACUGGGCCAAGAUAUAUUUCGUGAUGCUGGACACCAUUCUCUACGGAUUUCGCAGCAAGCAGAGUACGAGUGCCAGCCUGGUGAUCUUUUUGCCGGGAUUCACAGUUUCCCUGGCCAAGGAAGUGCACUCCAAGCCGCAUGCUUUUAAAGUUUACCAUACAGCGAAGAGCUUCUACUUUGCGGCAGAGUCGUUGAAUGCGCUUAAUCAGUGGGUGGACUUUUUGCGCCAGGCGUCGCUCAAAGUGCCACCUAAUUCGGCUUCCAAAAGCGGUGGCGAUCUUAAGGAUCUGUAUUCCGAAAACGAUAGCUCCGGCGAGGAAAACGAUGCGCUCGUCACCCAGAACCUGAGCACUCCCUCGCCGCAGGGCAACAAGGAGGCGGUGUCCAUGUCAAUGGUGCUCUCGGGUGGCACUCCUCCCUCUUCAGCGCCUAUAAAACAUGAACGCGGCUACCUGGAUUCGUUUAGGAAGUUUACGAACACUUUUAAGAGCAGUGCGGCCAAACCCUCGAGCGAUAUUCCCGUGCCCACGGAGCAGUAUCGUAGCUAUAGGAAAGUGCCCGGUGGAAGCUUUGGCAUUCAGAUAGGAGCCAAUACCCCGGGCUACCAUGACCCAGCCAUGCCGCCCACGCAGAUACCACCUCUGCUAGGGCCCAAACUAUCCCGCAGUUCAAGCCGCAGUUCGGUGGUCAGCGGCACAGAGUCGGCCGCCUCCAUUCUGGGUCCGCCCACCUCGCCGGCGCCCACCACGCCCACAACGACUUCCCUGCAGCAGCAGCAGAGCAGCAGCACCGAGGAGAGUCCCAGCCAGAGUCCCAGCAGCAAGUCGAGUCUGAAGAAGGCGCCGUUCAACUUUCUGCACGCCUCGAAUCCGAAUUUGGUGGAAUUCGAUUUCCACACCUCGAAAACCCUGCUGCCCAAGAUGUCGGUGGGCAGCACGUUGGAUCAUGGCCACAAUACCCAAGGCUUUGUGACGCUCAAGGAUCUGAUGCUGCGCAAACAGGAGGAGGAAGCCCAGGAGAUGUACAACAAUCGGGUGCACUUGGGCGUGGAGAAGCACAAGCAUGCGAGAACGGAGUCGACGGCCAGUCAGCAGAGCUCCCUGAGCAGCAGCUUGGUGAAGCCGCUGGAGAAGCUGCCCAAAAUACAGAGCGUUAGUCUGCCCAAGACGCCGGACUACGAGAUUAGCUUCAAGCCGGACGAUGAGAGCAUCAAGCGGACGCGAACCAAGGAGGGUCAGAAGCUGCGCGACUUUGGCUACGAGCUGAUUAGCGGCGAUGAGCCGCCAUCAUCAUCGAGUAGCCAUCAUCAGCAGCAGCAGUUGCAGCAGCAUUUGCAGCAUCAUCAGCAUUUGCAACAGCAACAUCAGCAGUUGCAACAGCAGCAGCCCAGCAAGACGAAGCACUUUCUGCGCUCCCAGCAGCUGCAGCUCUCCAGCUUCCUGCACAAAACCAGCUCCGGUUCAGGGGCAGAUCAGAAGAAGUCGAAAGGAAAGUCGAGCAGCGAUCGGAGGUUUCCCUUCUCCAAACACUCGACGGGCUCCUCGGGCAGUGCAAUGACCAUGACGCUGCCGCUGAACAAGAAAUCCAAAUCAAAUCACGCAUUAGAUGGAGGCGGAGGAGGCAAUGGAAUGGCCAUCAUAAACCCCGGCAGCAGCAUCAAGAAGAGCCAGACGUACAAUCAGGAUUUGCGCGACAAGAUUGUGGGCACCAAGUACGAUGCGCAUCGCAAGAACUCGGCUCCUAUAGCAAUCCUUUCGAAGCUCUCGAUUUCGAGUGGAACGCCGGCGAAGCCCUCCAAGGAGAAUCGAUUCCUGGGUUCCCCACUGCUGCAUCGCACGCUUUUCGGUCAUCAUCAUCAUCAGCAGCAGCAGCAGCAGUUAGUUACUCCCCCGAGCAGCGCGGAUCCGGAUGGCGAUCAGGAGAUCUUCAGCCAGAUCACUUUGCCCACGCAGAAUCAGGCGGGCUAUCGCAGCUACCGGGGUCCCGGCAUAGUGACCACUUCGACCACGAAUCUCUGCUCAUCGGAGGGACUGCAGCCGCCUUUGCCGCCAGCUCCGCCGCCUCCGGUGAUGGCUAACAGGCAAAGGGAGGAGGAACCUCCAGCGGAAGCUGCGACAUCAACGGAGAGUGGAGCAGCCACUCCGAAGGUCUCCAGCUCGGGUUCAGUGGACUCCAAGGCAGCCACGCCGGAUUAUCCCAACAUGAAGUGUCCGCCUGUUUUCGAGCCGGAAAUCUAUUCGCUCAGCGACAACAGCUUGUCGCGUUUAAUGAUGCGGCAGCCCAGCAGCAGCGGAGGAGGCGCCACCACCUCCACCACCAGCAACAACAACAAUAAUAACAACACCAACAACAACACCAACAGCAGUCCCAGUGGCAGCGAACACCAACAUCAGACCUAGAAACUUAAAUCUAAAAAUCUAGUUGUGUGAUGAAAACUAUUGUGAAUGCUCGCGGGGAUUAGCCCCCGUUUACUUAUGUAUUUAUACACACGCAUAUAUAGAGAUAUAUAUAUUAUAUAGCGAUAUUCUAUAGGUUUAUACAACUUGUUCAUUUUGAUCGUCUUCCCUGUCUUCACACGCAUUACCUGCAAUUCGCAAUCCGAAAUCCCAAUCCCCCCACUUAGAUUGUAAAUGUUAAUCUGCCUUAUUUGCAUUGUAUUUCGGUUCUAGGCAAAAUGUUCUACACACAUGUAUCUAUCACAAAACAAUGGAUUAUAUAGCAAAAAGAGAAGUAAACUUAGAAAGUCUGUGCGCGCAUCGAUUUAUGAUUUGCCUUUGUACGCGAUUAACCAAGUUAAUCCGAGCUGUUUGAUUUGCUCAACUGUUUGUGUCUAGAGUGCAUGUACCAUAUUACAUAGAUUGUGCGAAACGAGAUAUUAUCGUAGCGGUUUCCAGCGACGCCAAUGGAGCCACAAAUGUUGUAGCGAAUAAUAAAAUAUAUAUAUACACAAUUACACGAAAUAUACAUGCAUACGAAUAAAGUCAACUGUAUAUAAUGAAAA
Messenger RNA from Drosophila takahashii, 5300 nucleotides. RefSeq names its product connector enhancer of ksr (gene cnk). Lineage: Eukaryota; Metazoa; Arthropoda; Insecta; Diptera; Drosophilidae. The record is from RefSeq and is a predicted model, not a curated record. Gene Ontology annotation, molecular function: protein binding.